AUGACUGCGCAAACCGCCGAAGGGCUCACGCCCGAGCAGCUCGCUUUCUUCAAUGAGAACGGCUACCUACUGAUACCGGAUGCUCUGUCGCAAGAAACGGUCAAGCAGUUGGUGGAAGACACGAACAAGAUGCUCAACGACUUCUCACUCGACGACCAUCCCAUGACCAAGUUCUCAACUGGUGGCGACGACGGCGCCGAUCACGUUGGAGACAGCUACUUCUUAGAAUCCGGCGAUAAGGUGCGGUUCUUCUUUGAAGAGGACGCCUUCGACAAGUCUGGCUCGCUGACAAAACCCAAACACCGUGCCAUCAACAAGAUCGGGCACUACCUCCACGAGCUUUCACCCUCCUUCCGCAGCAUGUCCCUGUCGGCCCGCAACGCCGCCAUCGCUUCCUCCCUCGGCUUCCGCGACCCUCGUGUCUUGCAAUCCAUGGUCAUCUGCAAACAGCCAGAGAUAGGCGGCGCAGUGCCACCACACCAAGAUAGCACCUUUUUGUACACGGAUCCGCCAAGCGCGGUUGGAUGGUGGUAUGCGCUCGAGGAUGCGACACAGGAGAACGGAUGUUUGAGCUUCGCUGCUGGGAGUCAUAAGCGUGCUGCCAUUGAGAAGAGGUUUGUAAGAACAGGCAACGGCACUGGCUUCAUCGACAACGAGGGCGCCAGAUUUCCAAAAAGCUUGAAGCAGGAAACAAACGGCGAGAAAGAGUACGAGAUGGUCGAGAAGGAGGAAAGAUACGACAUGGGUGAGGUCAAGGCCGGGACUCUAGUGCUAAUCCAUGGCAACAUACUCCACAAGUCGGAAAAGAAUACGAGCAGUAAGAGCCGCAACAUCUACACGUUCCACGUCAUUGAGGGCGAGGAGAAGUACGACGAGAGGAACUGGUUGCAGCCACCAGAACAAGGGUUUUCGAGAUUGUCCAAGGGAGUAACAGCAGCGAACGGGACGGAUACGAACAACAGGCUCGCGAGGGACUGGUAA
This is a messenger RNA of Alternaria ethzedia, 981 nucleotides long. RefSeq lists its product as uncharacterized. The record is from RefSeq and is a predicted model, not a curated record. The transcript is spliced from 2 exons. NCBI's taxonomy places the organism in Eukaryota, Fungi, Ascomycota, Dothideomycetes, Pleosporales, Pleosporaceae. The coding region runs from base 1 to 981 and encodes 326 amino acids.